Engraulis encrasicolus (European anchovy) is the source of this 3984-nucleotide messenger RNA. It is a transcript of the gene txnrd3, whose product is annotated as thioredoxin reductase 3. Bases 245 to 2047 code for a protein of 600 amino acids. Gene Ontology annotation, cellular component: cytosol; mitochondrion. The record is from RefSeq and is a predicted model, not a curated record. Gene Ontology annotation, biological process: cell redox homeostasis; cellular response to oxidative stress; glutathione metabolic process. The transcript has 16 exons. Gene Ontology annotation, molecular function: thioredoxin-disulfide reductase (NADPH) activity; flavin adenine dinucleotide binding; glutathione-disulfide reductase (NADPH) activity. Lineage: Eukaryota; Metazoa; Chordata; Actinopteri; Clupeiformes; Engraulidae.
ACAGGCACCGGCAGAAGUGGAGGCAAAAUGAGGACACUUUGGAUACCGCUGUCAUCUUGUUUACUGUAGUUAACGUUCUCAGACUUUUGAAUCGCGGCUGCAGAUAUACAAGAUAUAGUUGUAUUUCAGUCGGUUGCUCUGGUCGUGUAGUAUUUUAUCCGUUAAAUCUGUUAUCCGGUCGAUUCUGUACUUGGCUAACGACAGGAGUUGGACGCGCACCAAAGCAGCUAGCCUCUGCUAAAUCAUGCCUCCCAUCGAGAAUGACACCGGUCGGGCAGAACUUAAAACCCGAAUACAACAGCUGAUCGACUCCAACCCAGUGUUGGUGUUCAGCAAAAGUUACUGUCCUUUUUGUGUCAAGGUGAAGGAUCUCUUCAAAGAACUCAAUGUGAAGUGUAAUGCCAUCGAGCUUGACCUUAUGGAGGAUGGCUCCAACUACCAGGAUGUCCUGCAGGAGAUGACGGGCCAGAAGACGGUCCCCAACGUCUUCAUCAACAAGACCCACGUAGGAGGCUGCGACAAAACCUUGCAGGCCCACCGAGACGGCCUUCUACAGCAGCUGCUGAACGGUGAGAACGAGACGUAUGACUACGACCUGAUCGUCAUCGGCGGAGGCUCCGGGGGCCUGGCCUGCUCCAAGGAAGCGGCGGCACUGGGCAAGAAGGUGAUGGUUCUGGACUACGUUGUGCCCACGCCGCUGGGUACCACAUGGGGUCUGGGUGGCACCUGUGUGAAUGUGGGCUGCAUCCCCAAGAAGCUGAUGCACCAGACUGCCCUGCUGGGUACCGCUAUGCAGGACGCCCGCAAGUUCGGCUGGGAGUUCGACGAAGCCGUCAAGCAUAACUGGGAGACCAUGAAGUCGGCGGUGAACAACUACAUCGGCUCCCUGAACUGGGGUUACAGGGUAGCCCUCAGAGACAAGAGUGUCAACUACGUCAACUCCUAUGCGGAGUUCGUCGAACCCCACAAAAUCAAGGCCACUAACAAGCGCGGCAAGGAGACCUUCCACACGGCCGCCCGCUUCGUCAUGGCCACAGGGGAGAGGCCUCGUUACCUGGGCAUCCCUGGGGACAAGGAGUACUGCAUCACCAGCGAUGACCUGUUCUCGUUGUCCCACUGUCCGGGUAAGACCCUGGUGAUCGGGGCAUCCUACGUGGCACUGGAGUGCGGGGGUUUCCUGGCUGGGCUGGGCCUGGACGUGACCGUGAUGGUACGCUCCAUCCUACUGCGCGGCUUCGACCAGGACAUGGCCAACCGCGCCGGGGAACACAUGGAGGAGCAUGGGGUCAAAUUCCUACGCAAGUUCGUCCCCGUCAAGGUGGAGGAGCUGGAGAAGGGCACGCCGGGUCGACUGAAGGUCACGGCCAAGUCUACUGAGGGCGAUGAGAUGUUCGAGGGCGAGUUCAACACCGUGCUUAUCGCUGUUGGUCGUGAUGCCUGCACGAACAAGAUCGGCCUCGACAAGGCUGGAGUGAAAGUAAAUCCAAAGAACGGGAAGGUUCCGGUGAAUGACGAGGAGCAGACUAACGUGCCUCACAUCUACGCCAUCGGGGACAUCCUGGAGGGCAAGUGGGAGCUCACGCCCGUCGCCAUCCAGGCCGGCAGGCUGCUGGCACGCAGGCUCUACGCCGGGGGCACGCUCAAGUGUGACUACGUGAAUGUGCCCACCACGGUGUUCACCCCUCUGGAGUACGGCUGCUGUGGCCUGUCAGAGGAGAAGGCCCUGGAGCUGUACGGAGCCGAAAACAUAGAGGUAUACCACAGCUUGUUCUGGCCCCUGGAGUUCACAGUACCCAACAGGGACAACAACAAAUGCUACUCCAAGAUCAUCUGCAAUAAACUGGACAACGAGCGUGUGGUGGGCUUCCACUACCUGGGUCCAAACGCCGGCGAGGUCACUCAGGGCUUUGGAACGGCCAUGAAGUGCGGCGUGACCAAAGACCAGCUGGACAACACGAUCGGCAUCCACCCCACCUGCGCCGAGGUCUUCACCACGUUGGAUGUGUCUAAGAGCUCGGGCGGUGACAUCACCCAAGCCGGUUGCUGAGGUUAAACCCUGCUAGUUUAACGAGCUGCUCCUCUGGCUUUUAGAUCAGCCUCCCUCGUAACACACACACUUUUUCUCUCUCGCACACACGCACACACUCGCUCACACACACACGGCUCAGCUAGGCCCUCCUCACCCAUAACUGCCCCUCAAUGGAGUGUUGGGGGGGAGGGGUCUGCCUUUUAGAUCUGAAGUGGCCAGGUCAACGCGGCCAUUUUUGGGUCCGUUCCGGGCUCUCUGCAAACCGAACCAUCCCUGGUCUGUCCAUUCACAGCUCAGCUGGUGCUGUGUGAGGAUGACUGGGAUAGGUAGCGGUGAGUGGAGAGGAUCCAGACGGACUCAAUUUGGUCUGGGUGGACCUGGUGUUAAACUCCCCUCCCUAGGUGGGUCUGAAGGGGUGGCCUGGCUGAAAGGUGUGAGAAGUGGUGGGUGGGUGGUUGGGUUUUGUGAUGGGUGGUGUUAUUGUUUAUGAGGGGCAGCUCGUUGAACAGCGGGGUUACUCUGCUACUGCAAAAAAAAAUCCUCUGGCUCGUUCUCAGAUUUGUGACGGUGCUCUACUCUACUCUCUCUUGUGGAGCGCCGACACUUCAUGACGUCUUGGCCCUUAACCCAGUCACUGCGGUGGGCUAGAACCGAUAUUCCUUCUGAGUCGGGAUUACAGAGGUCACUUUACGUCCAAUUCUACACACACACACACACACACACACACACUUACAACCACACACGCACAGAUUCCAAACGUAACACAGCAUCACAUAUCCUCCACACACUUGUGCAUUUUUGUUUGCAGAUCUUUGGUCCCGCACUGCACCAUAGGGUCCAAGCUAGCUACGUACAUGUACUGGGCCAGAGUCUGGCAUCUGAAAACCUGAGGCCAUUCAUUUCAUCAUUUGUGACUGUAGGCUCUAGAUUACUGGGUGGUCUUCAAAGAACAUGUUAAAGUGAUGCAUUUGGUUAGUUUAACCUACAGGAAGUGGUGCACCUAAUACAGUAUAUAGCCCACAGGUGUCAUUCAGUUAGGGGUUGCAGGUAUGACAUCACGUUGGGGGAACUGCCCCAGGAUUCUAAGGUUCUACAUAGACUCCUAUGAGCCUGCGGAACCCCCAACGUGAUGUCAUAAUAGUACAUUUUCUUAAAAUGGUUAACCUGCAACCCCACCUUUUUUAAGAAAUGUGGACUCAAGGCUCUUCUAUUAGAUGAUUUACCACUGCCUCAAGGUUAAUCUCAUCUGGUUUUACUACUGAGCCAGGUUCUUGCAAUACCCACCAGGUAGUGUUUGAAACCUCCACUCUGCGCAAGCUGUUAAAUUAAUCAUGUGUUGGGUUUCGUUGGCCUACAGCCUCUUGCAUGUGUAACGUUUCAUCGGGCAGGCGGGUUCACAUCAGCUUUUUUUUCUCCACCUUCAACCAAAAUCUGUCAACCAAAAGAUGCAUAUUGGACCGCAGUAAAAUCAGGACAUUACACAAACGCACACGGCACACUCAAGACAUAAACACACUUUUAUUUUCAUAUUUUUCAUUCAAAAUCUCCCUGUACUUUGCCGCUUCGCAACGCACUUAGAUAUGUCUAUAAGAUAUAUUUAUAUAUGAGUAUGUGGUAAUGAAACAUGAAUUAAAACAUGAAUAUUUGUGUUUUGAUGGGGCAUAAAAAGGAAAACAAACACUUUUAUGAUCGCAUUCUCCUUAUGGUUUAAAACAAAAGCAUAUACCUGUUUGUAUCUGUUUAUUUGCCUCUGGCCUGUGUGUUUGUAUGAUCUAUGAUGUAUCUGAUCUUGUAGCUCUUCUGAUUGUUAAAGGACAGUAUUUAAAGAGGUAAAAAUGUUCUGCUGACGUAUGUGCAGUCAAUCGGCAAUAGUGCCAGUCAAAUGUACAAAGGAGCUUUUCCAUGACAUCACUGUUCUCAACGUAAUUCUCUCUUAAUAAAAGUUAUGUACACAA